Gastrolobium bilobum is the source of this 1721-nucleotide messenger RNA. RefSeq names its product 3-dehydroquinate synthase, chloroplastic. The transcript is spliced from 8 exons. The record is from RefSeq and is a predicted model, not a curated record. Gene Ontology annotation, molecular function: 3-dehydroquinate synthase activity. Gene Ontology annotation, biological process: aromatic amino acid biosynthetic process. Gene Ontology annotation, cellular component: cytoplasm. Lineage: Eukaryota; Viridiplantae; Streptophyta; Magnoliopsida; Fabales; Fabaceae. Bases 140 to 1492 code for a protein of 450 amino acids.
CCUAACCCCACCUCUCAGUCAUCGUCUUCUUUUGAAAGCACACCAUGUUUUUGUUAUUGUUACCUUAUUCACUCACCAACCACCAAACCAUAACCUCACAUCGUCUUCCGUUUCUCUCAUCUCAUUCCUGAAUUCUCCAAUGGCUUCCACGCCCACCCAUUUCUCUCUUUCUCUCUCCACCAAACAAGUAAACCGAAAACCCAAUUACCCCUCUUCUCUUCAAAAACCUAAAUUGUUGCAUACCCACUCUUUAUUUUCCUCUCCUAAGAACCAUUUUCACUUGAACUCGAAGCGGGCUUCUGUUUCUAGCGCGUGUUCAGCACGGAGAUCAACCAUACGCGCUACUUCGUCUCAAGUUAUGGAUCCCUUUGCAGCAAAAAUCGAAACUGGGCUUCCCGCCAUUGUCGAUGUCGAUUUGGGCAAUCGUAGCUAUCCCAUUUAUAUCGGAUCCGGGUUGCUUCAUAAACCCGAGUUUCUUCAGAGGCAUGUCCAUGGAAAGAGAGUCCUUGUUGUCACUAAUAAAACGGUUGCACCACUGUAUCUAGACAUAGUUGUUGAUGCUUUGACAAGGGGAAACCCAAAUGUUUCUGUCGAGAGUGUAAUUUUACCAGACGGUGAGCAGUACAAGGACAUGGAUACUCUAAAGAAAAUCUUUGACAAGGCCAUCAAGUCACGAUUGGACCGGCGGUGUACAUUUGUUGCUCUUGGAGGUGGUGUGAUCGGCGACAUGUGUGGCUUGGCUGCUGCUAUCUUCCUACGUGGUGUUAAUUUUAUUCAGAUUCCUACCACUGUUAUGGCACAGGUUGAUUCUUCAGUUGGUGGCAAAACUGGGAUAAACCACGACCUUGGAAAGAACUUAAUUGGUGCUUUUUACCAACCCCAGUGUGUGCUUAUAGACACAGACACAUUGAAUACAUUGCCAGACAGGGAACUGGCAUCAGGGCUUGCAGAGGUUAUAAAGUAUGGGCUCAUCAGGGAUGCAGAAUUUUUUGAGUGGCAAGAGAAAAAUAUGCAGACAUUAGUGGCAAGAGAUCCAAGUGCACUGGCAUAUGCUAUAAAGCGAUCUUGUGAAAACAAGGCUGAGGUUGUGUCCUUGGAUGAGAAGGAAAGUGGACUGAGGGCAACAUUGAACUUGGGUCAUACAUUUGGUCAUGCAAUAGAAACUGGGGUUGGCUAUGGGCAGUGGCUUCAUGGAGAGGCUGUUGCAGCUGGCAUGGUAAUGGCUGUUGAUAUGUCAUAUCGCCUUGGUUGGAUUGAUGAUUCAAUUGUGAAGCGAGUUGGAGACAUUUUAAAGCUGGCUAAGUUACCUGUUGCGCCUGCUGAAACCAUGACUGUGGACAUGUUUAAAUCUGUUAUGGCGGUUGAUAAGAAGGUCGCUGAUGGGUUGCUAAGGCUUAUCCUUCUAAAGGGCCCUCUAGGCAAUUGCGUUUUCACAGGGGAUUAUGACAGAAAGGCCCUAGACGAUACGCUUCGUGCAUUCUGUAAAUCCUGAUCUUUGGGCUCGGUGUUUCUAUUGCAGCUUUAUCCAAAUCUUUUUACUUUUUAGUUUUGGUUUACUCGAUCAUUGUUCUUGCUUGGUGUUGGCCGGACUUACUAUUGUGGCUGGACUUAAUUGUUCUGGUGUCGGAUUUUUUAGUAUUUGUCAAAUGAAUUGCACGAUACUAUUAGUUAAUGAGAUGAAUUAGGAAUAUAAAGCUUUUAUUCCACUAUAUUAAAUGAUG